Messenger RNA from Sturnus vulgaris (Common starling), 2268 nucleotides. It is a transcript of the gene HJV, whose product is annotated as hemojuvelin BMP co-receptor. Gene Ontology annotation, molecular function: coreceptor activity. Gene Ontology annotation, cellular component: plasma membrane. The record is from RefSeq and is a predicted model, not a curated record. Gene Ontology annotation, biological process: BMP signaling pathway. NCBI's taxonomy places the organism in Eukaryota, Metazoa, Chordata, Aves, Passeriformes, Sturnidae.
UGCAUGGAUGGGAAUGGGGAGACCUGCCCGCAGGAGGAGCCCAGGGCAGCUGGAAAACUCCGGCCUCUUCCUCCGAGCUUUCCUGCUCCUUUUCCUCUGCCGGCAUGUAUCUUCCCAGUGCAAGAUCCUGCGCUGUAACUCGGAGUAUGUGGCAGCGACGCUUCACCUGCGCGGCCCGGACCGUGGCAGCGCGUUCUGCACCGCGCUGCGCUCCUAUUCCCUGUGCACCCGGCGCACCGCCCGCACCUGCCGCGGCGACCUGGCCUUCCACUCCGCUGUGCACGGCAUUGAGGACCUCAUGAUCCAGAACAACUGCUCCAAGGAAGGGCCCACGGCACCGCCACGGCCGCGGCCCCCCGCCCCGAACCCCCACGGCUUCGAGUCUCUCGACAUCUGCGAUUACGAGCGGAGUUUCCUCUACAAGCACGGCCGCCCUCCCGGUUUCCAGCACUGUGCUGCUUUUGGGGACCCCCACAUCCGCACCUUCCACGAUGAUUUCCACACGUGCCGGGUGGAGGGCUCCUGGCCGCUCCUGGACAACGACUACCUGUUUGUGCAAGCCACCAGCUCACCGGUGGCCAAGGGGUCCAACGCAACAGUCACCAGCAAGCUAACCAUCAUAUUCAAGAACAUGAAAGAAUGCAUUGACCAGAAAGUUUACCAGGCCGAGCUGGACAACGUCCCAGCAGCCUUCCAGGACGGUUCCGUGAACGGGGGCGUUCGUCCAGGUGGGAGCAGCCUGGUGAUCCGGGAGCUCAGCCCGGGCCGCCACGUAGAGAUCCGUGCCAGCUACAUCGGCACCACCAUCGCCGUGCGCCAAGCCGGCCGCCAGCUCUCCUUCUCCAUCCGCGCUGCCGAGGAGGUGGCCCGGGCUUUUUCGGAAGAGCAGGACCUGCAGUUGUGCGUGGGAGGUUGCCCCCACAGCCAGCGAAUGUCCCGCAGCCCCCGCGGGCGUGGCCGCGUCCCUGCGGACACGGCCCGAGCGCUGUGCCGGGAGAUGCUGCCCGUGGAGGAUGUUUAUUUCCAGUCGUGUGUCUUCGACGUGGUGACCUCGGGGGACAUCAACUUCACCAUGGCAGCUCACGGGGCGCUGGAGGAUGCCCGGCUCUUCCUGCCCGAUGCUGAGAAGCUUCACAUCUUCCAAGCUGGAGGGGGUUGCCCACUCAGCUCUCCAUCCUCUCUCCUCCUCCUCUUCCUCCUCUCCUGUGGACUUUGGGUUGUUUUGUUGCACUUUUAACCCUUGCCUGCUCCGUAGGGGGAACCCGUGAGAGCUGGUGGCUCCAAGCUGCAGCCAGGACAGGUUAGUCACCUUGAAGUAGGUGUCUCCACAGCCACAAGGAAUCAGAGACCCAGGAGAGGGAAGAGAUGAGCCCCUGGUUUGCCCGCACUGGUCUCACACGGAUGGUGCAGCUGCUCCAAGCCCCUCUCCUGAAGGCAGAUCCAUUUUCUUCUAUUCCAUUCUGACACGUUCCUUUUCCCCUAAGGAUGUGACAAGUGCAGUGCAUCAAAGAAAAAUAAACCCCAUGGGUUAGAAACCCCCUCUGUCCCUCAGAGCCUUUCCAGAACUCAUUUCCCAUCUUUCUCCCGGUGUUGAUCCAGCAGAAUUCCACUCGGGAACCCUACAGAUCCAGAAAUAAUGGACUCAAAGCCCAAAGCCCAAUUUUUAGCAGUAAAAAAAUGAUUUUCUAAAUGGAUUUGGGACCCUUCACUCAGCUGCUCCCAAAGCAGAGCAAGGUCAUAAAUUGUUUUGGGGAGCGUUGUGACCGAGAGGGAGACUUUUGAGAAGAAAUCAGCCGGUUUUGUCCAUGUGCUCCUCUUCCAGGAUAAAUAACAAAUGGAUCUCCAGCAGUGGGAGCUGUGGAGCUUGAGACCUCCUAUAUCCCAGGCCACUGUUGCUGUUUUUCCUUGUUUUCUUGGCACCUGCUGUGGACUCAAUUUAGCCGGCUCUCGACUUGGGACCGGUGUCAGCUUUCAGGGAGGACAAAACAGCCCUUGGGAAUUCUCUCCCUUGGGGUCAGGUUCUCUGUCACUGCACAAACCCAACCCAAAGUGGAGCUUUCACUUGGGAAACAGAAUUCCUGAUGGCAAAGAGCCAGCUGGGCACAGAGAUGGGCAGGGUAUUGCCCCGUGGAAGGUGCAGAACUGCAGAGGGGAGGGCAAAUUUCACACGUUUCAGAGGAUUUCAAUAAAGCAGAUGGAGUUCUACAGGAGAAAUCUUUUCCAUAGGGAAGACUUUUUAUUUAUUUAAGAAAGUAUUAAAAACUUGGC